Oryzias melastigma (Indian medaka) is the source of this 4121-nucleotide messenger RNA. RefSeq names its product CACN subunit beta associated regulatory protein b (gene cbarpb). The record is from RefSeq and is a predicted model, not a curated record. The transcript is spliced from 11 exons. NCBI's taxonomy places the organism in Eukaryota, Metazoa, Chordata, Actinopteri, Beloniformes, Adrianichthyidae. The coding region runs from base 934 to 3510 and encodes 858 amino acids. Gene Ontology annotation, cellular component: plasma membrane; secretory granule. Gene Ontology annotation, molecular function: transmembrane transporter binding. Gene Ontology annotation, biological process: negative regulation of calcium ion-dependent exocytosis; negative regulation of voltage-gated calcium channel activity.
UUUUGUAGAAGAAAGCUGAAGAAAACCACCUGAAAACGUCCCACAUGGUGCCAGCUGGGAAUCGAACCUGUGAGGUGAGAGUGCUAACCACUACCCCAUUGUGCACCCCGUUUAUAGCAAUAAAGUUGUCUUUUAGUGUUUAUUUUUAUGUAAAUGUUGUUAUUUUGUUUGUUGCAGAAAAUCCGAUUAAAUCAAUUCCUGUAAUCUGAGUUGUGAAUCAUUUAUUAAAUAAAAUCCUGACACUUUAUUACCACAAGAUGGCGCCAAAACCCCUUUCGUCAGCGGACGAGGAAAAACAUGCUAAAAACGGACCGUUUUUACGUGAAAAAACGUCGAAUUUGUAUAUAUAUUUAUAAUCUACGAAGAUUUCUGACAGAAAAUCAUUAGAACAUUUCCGGUUCUGUAAACUGGACUCAGUCUCAGAAAAAUUCCUGAUCCGGAUUUUAAUCCUGUCGCUUCUAAUCCAUGAGAAAAUGAAAUAUGAGUCGGCUUUAGCGGGGCUUCCCUACCUGUACUGCAGCUCUGACCCCCCCACCCCCCCGCCUUACCUCACUGUGGGUCACGUGGUCUGCCUCUGAAGGGGUGGUGGGCGUGUCGUGAGCGGCGGGGCUUCAUUCAUAAAUCCUUUUAUCUUUAAAGCCCGUUUCCAGCGCGCACGGACCCGUUCGGUGUGCCCGCUCCCAUCCCGCCGGUCCCGUGUGGUUCUGGUUCCGGGAGCUGCCCGCUUUCUGCCCCCUCAGGUGCUGCUGCUCCUCCACGGCCUCCCUCCAGUCCAGGAGCAGGAGUCUGCCCCUGUGGAGCUGAGGAGGAGGCCGUCUGCAUCCUGAGCUGCUCCUGCACCGCCCUCCAUCGGGACGGGUUCUGUGGUGUUAACAGCUCCGGGUUCUUCCUCCAUGUGUCCCUCUCAGGCGGACUCUCCCGUUGACUUGGACCAUGAGCAAUGACUCCACCGUCUGGAACGUCGUACCAGAAAACUCCACGGACAUUCCCUUCCAGGCUGAGGAGCAUCGGGAUGGCUACCUGCUCCUCCUGGUGAUCCUCUCCGUCUUCCUGGUGGGAACGCUGGUCAUCGUCUCCUUCCUCGUUCUCGCCUGCCGUCACCGCAGCCACGGAGGCUGCAGCAGGUCCAGCGAUGACCCGGAGAAAACCGCCGCCUACACAGAGUCUCAGCCCACCCACGAGAUCACCAUCCAGGUGGACGAGUCCGACUGCCUGUCCAUGGUCAGCUCUCAUGACCAAGAGACGGAGCGCUUCCUGUCCACGGGCCCCACCGGCCGCCGCGUCUCCUUCAACGAGGCGGCGCUCUUUGAUCACGGCAAGAAGGCGCAGGAGAAAGGCCGCAGGUACACUCUGACAGAAGGCGACUUCCACCACCUGAAGAACGCUCGCCUCACAAACCUCCACAUCCCUCCUCCGGCUCUCAAGAUCGUCACCAUCCACGAGUGUGACUCUGCAGAAAACACCAUCACCAUGACGACCCGCCCUGCUGCCAAGUCGGCGCUCUCCAUCUUCCAGCCCAUGCUGUGCCCCCUACCCCAAACCGCUCUGACCGGCCUGAGCGGCAGUCCCGGUCGGGCUCUGCCUGGAGAUGCUCUUAACUCCAUGAUGGACACCAGCUUCUGUGAGGGCUCUCCGGCGUCAGGCGCCAAGGAGGCGGCGGUCAGCUCUGGUGAGGUGAUGGCCGCCGGGGGCCGAGGCGGCGGCGCCGGAGCGGGGACCGUGGUGGGGAACGGAGCGUCUCCUGCAGCCAGCGGCGGCGCAGACAGCCCCAGGCCUGUGCUGCAGCUCCUCAGCAAACUGCGGCGUCAUGCCAGUCUGGAGGGGGCCAGCCCGUACUUCAAGAUCAAGAAAUGGAAGCUGGACAGCAGCCAGAGGGCCUCCAGUCUGGACACCAGAGGCUCCCCGAAGAGGAGGCACUUUCAGCGCCAGCGAGCCGCCAGCGAGAGCAUGGACCACGACGACCACGAAGCCCACCGCAUCGACCUCAUCCAGUACAUCGCCCACACCAAGGAGGCCUCCUUCCUUCCACGCCAGCCCAGCCCCCGCCUCCUCCCGCCUCCGUCCACACCGCCCCCUUCCCUUGGCAGGGUAGAGGUGGAGGCGGAGCCUGGCUGCAGCCACAGUGGACCUGGGGAGGUUGGCCUGUCCCUCGAUCCCCACGACAUGCCCUCUGUGGUGAGGAGGGGACGUGCCAGCUCCCCCAACGGCCCGCCCACACAGGACCCGCAGUCGCUUUACCGAGACAUCUGGACGCUACGCGCCUCGCUCGAGCAGUACGCCGCCUCCGACCAGAGCAGCAACAACGACCGCAGCUCCGUCUGCAGCGACGCCGACAGCGUCUGCUCGCGAGAGCGCCUCCUGAGCGUCUCAUCCCAGGAUUUGGGGGAUGAGGCGGAGAUGGAGGAUGACGGCGUCACGAGUGUUAAGGACAAGUCUGAGGCGCAGAAGUCAACCAGGAGCAAACAGGGCGGCGUGGAGUCGGAGCGCGGCGGAGGGGAAGCAGAGUCCGGGACUCGUAAACUGCUGCAGAUGGACAGCGGUUACGCAUCCAUAGAGGCGCCGCCGCGAGGUCCGGACGACCUGCGACUCUUCGGAAGCAGCAGCGUCACGGGGAGUCCCAAAGACCGGACGGCCCACGAGAAACGCCACCAUUUCACCAACGCGGGGCGAACAGGAACAAUCGGGGAGAGUUUUGAGCUCCACCUCUUUGAGGAGGAGCCUGAAGACGACCUGCUGCUCGGCGCCGCUAAUAGAGACGCCGAUUCUCUGAGCUGGCUCACAUACGGGCAGAUGAUCACGCCUCGAGACGCCGCGGAGCCUCCAGCGCAGACGCUGACCCUCCAUCAGCGGGACUACAGCAUCGACGAGAAGACGGACGCCCUCUUCCACGAGUUCCUGCGCCACGACCCCCAGUUUGACCAGCAGGAGUCUCCUAGAAAGUACCGCUCUCGAAUCCAUCUGCGUAAGCAGUGGCAGCGGCAUAAACAGUGGAGCGACCCUGGCGUCCGGCACUUCCAGUCCUCCUUUGAGAGGCACCGGACCCCGCUGCGGCGAGGGGAAAGCGUGAACUACCCGCUGGAGAGCAGCUACCACAGCACGCUGCCUCGCAUCGUCAGCGCUCCCGACGAGGAGGCCGGAGAUGGCGCCGGCUGCUCGCCCGAAGCUCCAAAAGGAAAGACGCAGAAUCCCAUCACACGCUCUGAGGUCCACACGCCCUCUUCUCCUCUGACGCAUCCCCCCAUCUCUGAGAAAGGACCUCAAGGUGACUCUCAGGAGGACGGCAAACGAUCUGGACAGCUGCCGGAGACCCCAGAAGAAUGCUCACCUCAGCUGCCGGACGCCGUGGGCUUUGGUCCACAAACUGUAACAGCAGAGCUGACGGACAAGCUGACGGCUAACCUGAGCGAGACGCUGUUCAGAAGUCCUCACAGAACCAAGGACGCCACCGCCGCCGCCGAGUGUGUAACACUGAAAGCCGCACAUGCCUCUCCAGACCACAGCCCAGUGUAGCAGGGCUUCAUCCAUCCUCCUCCAGCGCCGUUUCCCCCAACUCGCUUUGUUCAGCUUUAGAUGUGACGUCCAAACAUUCAAACGUGCAAACAGGUUCUAGUUUCACAGUCCAGGUGGAACGUCCUGAUGGUAUGAGGUGUUCUCGUUCCUGCAGCUGCUGAUGGUUCAGAUGGUCUUUUGAAGGUGCAUUCACACCGACGGGACUCGUGCGGCGGCGGCGACUAGUUUCAAUGUCAGGUCAAUGUUACAGAGGCGACGCGAGGAGAUCUGAAGUCCCGCGGUGCGAUUUGAGCGACGCCGCGGCGUGAAAGCCUGCCAGCAGCUCCAUUUGAGCGACGAGGUGCAAAUCGGGCGGCGCGGACAAAAUGUAAAUACCUGAAGUUUGAUGGAUCACGUCACAUCCGCCAGUCAGGAGCGUGACGGUUUCAGGGACUCGAUAAGCAGGUAGAAUACUAGAGCUGGAUUGAUACAAUCGAUGGAUCGAUUUAACAGAUCAAUAAUCGAUUCAUAACAAUAUAAAUCGGUUUAGCACAUGAAGCUAAAGACACUAGCUUGAUGCUAACGUAUAAUGGGAUUUCCCAUAGGACAGCUAAUGCUAACGCUUGGUCGAC